AAAGUCAGUUGGCAUAUGAUCUUUGUGUUGUUGUUCCCCGAUUCAGAAUAUCCACCAGUUGGCGUACUUUUACCAAUCUCUGGCUCUCCCGAUCCUUUUAGCGUGGCCAUCGGGAAAUCGGCAGUCAUGAGCACCCUUCGACUGCAAAAGCGGCUUGCCGCUGCUGUUAUGAAAUGCGGCAAGAAUAAAGUUUGGUUGGAUCCAAAUGAAACUUCCAUGAUUUCAAAUGCCAAUUCAAGGCAAAAUGUUCGUAAAUUGAUCAAAGAUGGUCUGAUUAUCCGAAAACCUGUAGCUGUCCAUUCUCGUGCAAGAGUGCGAAAGAAUACAAUCGCUCGUAGAAAAGGUCGUCACACAGGACGAGGUAAAAGAAAGGGUACUGCAAAUGCACGUAUGCCUGAAAAAGUAAUCUGGAUUCGGCGAAUGAGAGUUCUUCGACGUCUUCUGAGAAAAUACAGAGAAUCGAAAAAGAUCGACAAGCAUAUGUACCAUGAACUUUACUUGAAAGCUAAAGGUAAUGGAUUCAAGAAUAAGCGUAUCCUUAUGGAACAUAUUCACAAAGAAAAGGCCAAGAAGUCGAGAACAAAGAUGUUCAUUGACCAGGCGGAAGCUCGUCGCCAAAAGAACAAGGAGGCCAGAAGAAGAAGGGAAGAGAGAAUUCAGACCAAAAAGAAGGAAAUGCUUUCAGCACUUGCAAAAGAGGACGAAGCUGUCAAGAAGGAGUGAAUUCUAUUUGCCUUUUAAAUUUCUGUGGCUAUAUUCACUACAAUUGUACAACAAAUAGUGCAAAUACU
Styela clava is the source of this 791-nucleotide messenger RNA. Its product is annotated as large ribosomal subunit protein eL19-like. Gene Ontology annotation, molecular function: structural constituent of ribosome; RNA binding. The record is from RefSeq and is a predicted model, not a curated record. Gene Ontology annotation, biological process: translation. Gene Ontology annotation, cellular component: ribosome; cytosolic large ribosomal subunit. NCBI's taxonomy places the organism in Eukaryota, Metazoa, Chordata, Ascidiacea, Stolidobranchia, Styelidae.